AUGGCUAAACCCAUCUUCCUCCUGUCCACCGUCCUACUCUCCUUCCUCGCCUCCGCCGCGGGGCAGUCCACCACAGCCGUCCGCGACACGGCGGGGAAGGAACUCCGGCGAGCCUCCAGGUACUACAUCCUGCCCCUCCGCCGGGGAAGCGGCGGCGGCCUGACCCUCGCCGCCCGCAAGGGGAGGUGCCCGCUGUACGUGGCCCAAGAGAUCUUCGAGGUGGCGCGAGGGCUGCCGGUCACCUUCCGGCCGGUGGACCCAAAGGAUGCGGUGGUUAGAUUGUCUACGGACCAGAACGUGGAGUUCGCGGCGGCGACCGUCUGCGCGCAGUCCACCGUCUGGAAGCUCGGCGAUCUCGAUGGCAGCACGAAAAGGAGGUACGUGACGACCGGCGGAGCGCUGGGGAACCCUGGCCUGGGGACGGUGAGCAACUGGUUCAAGAUUGAGCGAUCUGGCAUGGACUACAAGCUGGUCUUCUGCCCUACCGUGUGCAAGUUCUGCAAGGUGUUGUGCGGGGACGUCGGCGUGUUCUACGAGAAUGGGAGGAGGUACUUGGGGUUGAGCGCCCAGCCUUUCCCGGUGAUGUUCAAGAAGGCGUAA
Spirodela intermedia is the source of this 600-nucleotide messenger RNA. NCBI's taxonomy places the organism in Eukaryota, Viridiplantae, Streptophyta, Magnoliopsida, Alismatales, Araceae. The record is from the annotation of a GenBank genome assembly.